This is a messenger RNA of Penicillium maclennaniae, 753 nucleotides long. RefSeq names its product SH3 domain-containing protein. Bases 1 to 753 code for a protein of 250 amino acids. NCBI's taxonomy places the organism in Eukaryota, Fungi, Ascomycota, Eurotiomycetes, Eurotiales, Aspergillaceae. The record is from RefSeq and is a predicted model, not a curated record. Gene Ontology annotation, biological process: protein transport to vacuole involved in ubiquitin-dependent protein catabolic process via the multivesicular body sorting pathway. The transcript is spliced from 4 exons. Gene Ontology annotation, molecular function: protein binding. Gene Ontology annotation, cellular component: ESCRT-0 complex.
AUGGCGAACGAGCUCACCUCCGCCAUGACCGCCCGGUCGCUCCGCACCGUCCGCAACGAGCUCGAGUUCCUGGUCGACACCUCUGUCAUUACUUCUUCUCAGCUUACCUCCAUUCUUGCGCAUCUGCCCAACGAGGGCGAUGCUCGCGCGGCCGCGGCUCGCCAGCAGCCCCGACAGACCUCACCACUACACCCUCAGCCCUCGCCUAUGCCCGUUCAGCCCGUUCAGCCCGUUCAGCCUCCGUACUCGCCUCCUACUGCACAGAUGUCCAAUGCUUCACUGAACGAGAAAGCUCAAAUGCAUAACCAAUAUGCCUCCCCACCUCCGCAGGCCCCGCCGGCUUACCCCCAGGUCCCGCCGAUCCUUGGUCUCGCCACGGCCUUGUAUGCCUAUACCCCUACCGAUCCAGGCGACUUGGCGUUGAUGCCGAAUGAUCGCGUUCAAGUCAUUGAGCACAUGAAUGAGGACUGGUGGCGCGGUCGCAAUGAGCGUACCGGCAUGGAGGGUAUUUUCCCCAGAGCCUACGUCAACGUUCUUGAAGAGAAGGGGCCUGGAGCCGUCCCUCCUCGAUCUAACUACGGCAACAUGCCUCUGGAUGUUAGCCAAAGUGGAUCUGCCGCGACCCCGACCGACCCGGCCCAAAAGAGCAAAUUUGAGGAGGGUGGUAAGAAGUUCGGCAAGAAGCUGGGCAAUGCUGCGAUCUUCGGUGCCGGUGCUACUGUUGGCUCCAACAUCGUGAACAGCAUUUUCUAA